AUGGAUCGUGCUUCUGUGUUCACAAUCGAUACUGGUCUACCCAAAGAUGACAGCCAGCCCGAUGAUCAGCCAGGUGAAAUCCAAAAGGCCUUCAGGUCAUUUAUUCUGGAGUUCCGGCUUGACAACACAUUUAUAUACCGAGAUGCCUUACGAACAAACAUUCUCGUGAAGCUAUACAUGCUUGAUGUCGACAUUGGCCAUCUGAUUUCUUUCAAUGAAGAGCUCGCUCACAAGCUUUCCAACGAGCCAGCAGACAUUAUCCCCAUUUUCGAAAUGGCCAUCAAAGACUGCGCCCGCCGUAUGUUCUUCCCCGGUGCCGAUAAUUCCCGUAGUUUCCCCGAAUGCCAACUUAUUCUUCAUUCGUCCGCAAACCUCAUUUCAAUUCGAGAUCUCAAUGCCUCCUACAUUUCUAAGCUUGUCCGCAUCCCCGGAAUUGUUAUUGGCGCCUCUACUCUAUCCUCAAAAGUCACACUUAUGUCAAUAAUGUGUCGCAACUGCAGAAAUUCGAAAACCAUCCCAGUUGCUGGCGGUUUCGCUGGUGUCUCUCUACCUCGUACCUGUGAUCGUCCCUCAAACCCUGCCGAUGAAGGCGAGCGCUGUCCGAUGGAUCCAUACUUUGUGGUCCACGAAAAGUGCACAUUUAUCGACCAGCAAGUGCUCAAACUUCAAGAAGCGCCGGAUAUGGUUCCAGUGGGUGAACUUCCCCGUCAUAUUCUUGUAUCGGCCGAUCGCUACCUCACAAAUAAGGUAGUCCCCGGUUCCCGUUGCACGGUGAUGGGUGUUUUCAGUAUCUACCAAUCCAAGGGUGCGAAGGGCCCCGGGAGUGCCGUAGCAAUUCGAAACCCUUAUAUCCGUCUCACUGGUAUACAGUCGAGUGUUGACCAUUCCUCCAAAGGCGGAAUGGUAUUUUCUGAAGCUGAGGAACAGGAAUUUCUUGAAAUGUCCCGUGACCCUCAGCUAUAUGAGAAAUUCUCCCGGAGUAUCGCACCAUCCAUUUUCGGCUUCCAAGAUAUCAAAAAAGCAAUUGCCCUUCUCCUUUUCGGCGGUUCUAAGAAAAUUCUUCCCGAUGGCAUGAAGCUUCGUGGUGAUAUCAACGUCCUCCUCCUUGGUGACCCCGGAACUGCCAAAUCUCAGCUUCUCAAAUUUGUUGAGAAGGUUGCUCCCAUUGCCAUCUACACCUCUGGAAAAGGUUCAUCCGCCGCCGGUCUCACAGCGUCUGUCCAGCGUGACUCCCAAUCCCGUGAAUUCUACCUUGAAGGGGGUGCCAUGGUGCUCGCUGAUGGUGGUGUCGUAUGUAUCGAUGAAUUCGACAAGAUGCGAGAUGAAGAUCGAGUCGCCAUCCACGAAGCAAUGGAACAGCAAACUAUCUCUAUUGCAAAGGCCGGUAUCACCACGAUCCUUAAUGCGAGGACCUCUGUACUCGCCGCUGCAAACCCUAUCUUCGGCCGUUACGAUGACAUGAAGUCGCCUGGCGAGAAUAUUGAUUUCCAGACAACAAUUCUUUCCAGAUUCGAUAUGAUCUUCAUUGUUAAAGACGAACACAACGCAGCUCGCGACGAAACCAUGGCGCGCCACGUUAUGUCAUUACACAUGAACCGCACCCCCGCAGGUGUCGCCCCCGAAGAUGCGGCAGCAGACAUCAGCAUAGAACGUAUGAAGCGCUAUAUCACAUACUGCAAGACACGAUGUGCGCCACGUCUGUCCCCCGACGCUGCUGAAAAGCUUUCAUCCCACUUUGUUGGAAUCCGGAAGAAGGUUCACCAGGUCGAAGUUGAUGCGAACGAGCGCUCCUCUAUCCCGAUCACUGUGAGACAGCUAGAGGCUAUCAUCCGUAUCACCGAAGCACUCGCAAAACUGUCAUUGCAGCCCAUCGCAACGGAGGAGCACGUUGAUGAGGCGAUCAGACUAUUCUUGGCGAGUACAAUGGACGCGGUUGGGCAGGGUGCUGGUACAAGCGCAGAGUUGCUAGAAGAGGUUGGAAAAGUGGAGGCUGAACUGAGAAGGAGAUUGCCCAUUGGAUGGAGUACAAGUUUGGCUACGUUGAAGAGAGAGCUGUGCGCGGGUAGGGGAUACAGUGAAAACGCACUUGGAAGAGCGUUGGUGGUCAUGAGUAGGAGAGAAACCAUACAGUUUAGAAACGGUGGUGGAAGUGUGUUCAGGAGCGGUGUUUAA
Molecule: messenger RNA, 2172 nt
Organism: Morchella importuna
Lineage: Eukaryota; Fungi; Ascomycota; Pezizomycetes; Pezizales; Morchellaceae
Exons: 3
Coding region: 1-2172 (723 amino acids)
Biological process (GO): DNA replication initiation; double-strand break repair via break-induced replication; DNA replication
Cellular component (GO): MCM complex; nucleus
Molecular function (GO): single-stranded DNA binding; 3'-5' DNA helicase activity; single-stranded DNA helicase activity
Source: RefSeq, a predicted model, not a curated record